AUGAGCGUCACAGAAGUCACGACUUCCAGUGAGGAGACUAAGAGUCGAAAGAGAAAUGCAGAGGCAGCAGACAUUGAGAUCGAUAUUGAUGCCCCAGAGCCUCCUUCCAAGAAGGCCUUACGAAAAGCAAAGAGAGCGAAAAUCACUCCUAACAAUGAUGGCACCUCCAGCCAAUCUACAAAUCAACGGAGUGAGACCCAAGAGAAUAAGAAGCGGUCCGAAUAUGGAAUCUGGAUCGGAAAUCUAGCAUUCAGCACCACCAAAGACGACCUUCUUAAGUUCUUUACUGAGAGCUCGAAGAAUGUUAUCCGUAACGAUCAGAUCACCAGGAUUCAUCUCCCUCAGGGACAGCCAAAAUUCGGCAAACCUGCAAACAAAGGCUUUGCUUAUGUUGACUUCUCUGAUGAAGACGCUCUCCAGAACGCUCUGGAAUUCAGCGAGGGUCUUCUAGGUGGACGUCGGGUCUUGAUCAAGAACGCAAACAACUUUGAAGGCAGACCGGAGCCGAAAAAGGGUUCGGAUGGAGGGCCGGCUCAUCCACCCAGCAAGCGCAUUUUCGUGGGCAACUUGGACUUCGACACCACCGUGGAAGACCUUGAGGAACAUUUUGGUGUUUGUGGUCCAAUCGUGCACACUCACAUGGCUACGUUCGAAGACACUGGCAAAUGUAAAGGCUUUGCCUGGAUUGACUUCGAGCAGCAAUCAUCGGCUGAAUCUGCAAUGCGAGGCUGGAUCGAACCCCGACACACCGGGGAAGGACUCUCUACGAACAAGAGAUCGUCGAGUCAGAGAAUAUGGCUUUCCACCCUAAAAGGAAGGAAAUUGAGGAUGGAAUUUGCUGAGGACAAAGCCACCCGAUAUCAAAAGCGCUACGGAAAGCAGGCCAAAUCAACGACCUCAGGAGAAGGGACUGGGUCUGAAGCAGAGGAGCCCAUUCAGGAAGUCAGCGAGGACACAGUGGUUAAGCCCGCCUGGCGUGGAUCAGACAAAGGGAAGAAAAAGAGGUCAGGUGGCAGAUAUGCGGAAGAGACGGUGCAGAAGUUGACCGGUGCCAUUGUCGAGAGCAAAGGUCAAAGAGUUGUGUUUGAAGAAUGA
This is a messenger RNA of Capronia coronata CBS 617.96, 1095 nucleotides long. RefSeq lists its product as uncharacterized. The record is from RefSeq and is a predicted model, not a curated record. NCBI's taxonomy places the organism in Eukaryota, Fungi, Ascomycota, Eurotiomycetes, Chaetothyriales, Herpotrichiellaceae. Gene Ontology annotation, molecular function: RNA binding. The transcript has a single exon. Bases 1 to 1095 code for a protein of 364 amino acids.